AUGACCCCGAUAAGUCUUCAACAAAGAUUGAAGCUCGUUUUAUCACAUUUAAGGGCGUUGAAGGAACAGAGUCCUGGUUUUCAGGUCGUUGUUUUCUCUCAGUUCUCCUCAUAUCUUGAUCUAAUAGAGAACGAACUUAAACUACUCGAUGGAGGAGGCGAAACGGAGUUUUCGGUGUACAAGUUCGAUGGUCGUUUGAACUUAAACGAGAGAGAUAAAAUUCUCCAGCAGUUUGUGCAAAAGUCUGAGGAAGGGAAAAUCACGGUGCUCCUUCUUUCUUUGAAAGCAGGAGGUGUAGGGCUUAAUUUGACAUGUGCAAACAAAGCCUUUAUGAUGGACCCGUGGUGGUCUCCUAGUAUUGAAGAUCAAGCCAUUGAUAGAAUCCAUCGAAUCGGACAGGAGCAAAAUGUGAAGGUGACAAGGUUUGUGGUGAAAAAUAGCAUCGAAACAAAAAUGUUGAAAAUUCAAGAAAGAAAACGGAUGAUGGGAGAAGCGGUCGAGGUUGAAGAAGAAGAGAGAAGACGACAGAGAAUAGAGGACAUCAAACUUUUGUUCGAUGAAUAG
Clavispora lusitaniae ATCC 42720 is the source of this 564-nucleotide messenger RNA. The record is from RefSeq and is a predicted model, not a curated record. Lineage: Eukaryota; Fungi; Ascomycota; Pichiomycetes; Serinales; Metschnikowiaceae.